AUGCUGCGUCGCACUGCCCGCCUCCGAAAGGAGUAUUUGUACCGCAAGUCUCUCGAAGAGAAGGAACGGCAGCUCUUAGACAGGAAGAAACGAGUGAAAGAGGCUCUUGAGGCUGGACGCCCGAUCCCUACCGACAUUGGGAGGGGCGCUGCGCAGCGCAUUGCUCAGACGCUCGACCUGGAAGACGCCACAAGUCAAACUCGCGUGUCUGGCCAUGUUGAUGACGAAUACGCGUAUGCAGGUAUAUCGGAUCCCAAAGUGGUGCUCACCACGUGUCGCUCGCCAUCAUCUCGCCUGCAGCAGUUCGCUAAAGAGUUUCGGCUCCUCAUCCCUAACUGCCAGAGGAUCAACAGGGGGGGUUUCAUUUUGAGCGAUCUCGCGGAGCUUUGCAGGGCCAACGACGUUACGGAUCUCCUUAUUCUCCAUGAACACAGGGGUGAGCCCGAUGGCCUCAUCGUCUGCCACCUCCCUCAUGGUCCUACGGCACAUUUCUCCCUGAAGAAUGUUUGCCUGAGGCAUGACCUCCCGGAGAAGCCCGCAAACAUGUCGGAGGCGGCUCCACACUUGAUCUUCCAUAACUUUUCUUCUCGGAUUGACGAGGAGAACUCAAAACCCAGGGGCCUUGAAUUGGUGGAGGUGGGCCCCCGUUUUACCCUCAAGCCCUUCAGGAUUGAAUUAGGAACUGUAGAAAUGAGGGACCUGGAGAGUGAAUGGGCCCUGAGGCCCUUCUUUAACUCCGCUAAAGCGACACUCGGCUAG
Molecule: messenger RNA, 759 nt
Organism: Cyclospora cayetanensis
Lineage: Eukaryota; Apicomplexa; Conoidasida; Eucoccidiorida; Eimeriidae
Product: U3 small nucleolar ribonucleoprotein protein IMP4
Exons: 5
Coding region: 1-759 (252 amino acids)
Biological process (GO): rRNA processing
Cellular component (GO): small-subunit processome; nucleolus; Mpp10 complex
Molecular function (GO): snoRNA binding; rRNA primary transcript binding
Source: RefSeq, a predicted model, not a curated record